UAAAUGGAACUGAGUAACAAUGUCACAGAAUUUAUCCUGCUGGGUCUCACUCAGGAUCCUGCUGGGCAAAAAGCAUUGUUUGUUGUGUUUUUACUCAUCUACAUUGUGACAAUGGUGGGCAACCUGCUCAUUGUGGGGACAGUGAUUGCCAGCCCCUCCUUGAACUCUCCAAUGUACUUCUUCCUUGCCUACCUGUCACUCAUGGAUGCUGUUUAUUCCACUGCGAUCUCACCCAAGUUACUUACAGACUUACUCUGUGCUAAGAGGACAAUCUCCUUACCAGCUUGCAUGGUCCAGCUCUUUGUAGAACACUUAUUUGGUGGUGCUGAGGUCUUCCUUCUGAUGGCGAUGGCCUAUGAUCGCUAUGUGGCCAUCUGUAAACCACUGCACUAUUUGACCAUCAUGAAUCACCGGAUUUGUAUCCUCCUGUUGGUAGUAUCCUGGACUGGAGGGUUUGCACAUUCUCUGGUUCAAGUUAUGUUUGUAUAUAACCUUCCUUUCUGUGGCCCUAAUAUCAUUGACCAUUUUGCCUGUGACAUGUAUCCAUUACUGGGACUUGCAUGCACUAACACUUACUUGAUAGGACUGACUGUGGUUGCCAAUGGUGGAGCAAUAUGUAUGGUGGUCUUUGUCCUUCUCUUAUUCUCCUAUGGUGUUAUUCUAAGCUCCCUUAAGAGUCACAGUCAGGAAGGGAGGCGCAAAGCCCUGUCCACCUGCAGCUCUCACAUUACUGUGGUGGUUCUCUUUUUUGUUCCCUGCAUUUUCAUGUAUGUUAGACCUGUGUCCAAUUUUCCCUUCGAUAAGUUCAUUACUGUUUUUUACACAGUUUUCACACCCAUGCUGAAUCCUUUAAUAUACACUUUGAGGAAUUCAGAGAUAAAAAGUUCUAUGCAAAAACUCUGGUGUAGAAUGUUAUGUACUUAUAGAGUAAAGAUGUUCUGUUGCUAA
Molecule: messenger RNA, 948 nt
Organism: Peromyscus leucopus (white-footed mouse)
Lineage: Eukaryota; Metazoa; Chordata; Mammalia; Rodentia; Cricetidae
Product: olfactory receptor 4A16-like
Exons: 1
Coding region: 4-948 (314 amino acids)
Biological process (GO): G protein-coupled receptor signaling pathway
Cellular component (GO): membrane
Molecular function (GO): olfactory receptor activity; G protein-coupled receptor activity
Source: RefSeq, a predicted model, not a curated record